Daldinia childiae is the source of this 1089-nucleotide messenger RNA. RefSeq names its product putative fungal zn binuclear cluster domain containing protein. Gene Ontology annotation, cellular component: nucleus. The record is from RefSeq and is a predicted model, not a curated record. The transcript is spliced from 2 exons. Gene Ontology annotation, biological process: positive regulation of transcription by RNA polymerase II. Bases 1 to 1089 code for a protein of 362 amino acids. Lineage: Eukaryota; Fungi; Ascomycota; Sordariomycetes; Xylariales; Hypoxylaceae. Gene Ontology annotation, molecular function: zinc ion binding; transcription cis-regulatory region binding; DNA-binding transcription factor activity, RNA polymerase II-specific.
AUGCCAUUCUCGAGGACGAGGACUGGUUGUUAUACUUGUAGAGAGGAUGGCUAUAAGUGUGAUGAGCAAAAGCCAUUUUGUGGGAGAUGUAUUCGUCUCCAGAAGACAUGCAAAGGAUAUGGAGUCAGACUUAAAUGGCAGCCCCUUCAGGGGUUAUCAAAAUCGAAGCGGGCCAGAAACACACGGCAACAGAAGGAAUAUUCAAACGAUGAGACGACCCCGACAUUAUCUACGACCCGGUAUCGACUCGUUGCUGUUUCCGCCCUACGGCAAACGAUUCAAAAUGAAGAUCCGGAGCUGUCACUUGCCACCAUUCUAAUGCUCCAAGUCUCAGAUAGACUCUUCACCGUGGAUUCCGGGGUCGAUCAUCUAUCCGGGGCGAAAGCCAUUAUUAAUCAGGCCGGCAUCAAUAAAUGGAACAGCUCUAGGGCUUCAUUCCUCCUUAGUCUUUGUUCCUAUCACGACAUAUUGGCCUCUGUUUCUCGGGGGAAAAGUCCAGUUUUUGAAUUCGACGGAGAGUUUCCAAUCGAGGGUAUGGAAUCUAUGAAGGAACUUACUUCCGUACUGCGAAUUGUUGGACAGAUUAGUAGGAUGCGGGACCAAGAUGCGAAACACCUUGAUGCAUGGGGUUACGCCAUUGAAGAAAUUCUCAAUGAACUCGACCAGUCUGAGGGCACGAUGGGAGAUGUGGAACAUACUGUACAGGCAUACAGAUAUGCUGCGUACAUCUAUCUAUACCGGGUUUGGCAUAACAAAGGCGCACCAGAUCCAUCUGCGUUAAAGUAUGCUCGAAGCUGCUUGGCUCAUCUUAGCCUUGUUGCAGUUGGCUCACCUCUCGUAUCAGCCCAGGUUUGGCCACUCUGGACUGCCGGCUGCGAAUCCAUCGACGUUGACCAGCGUCAAUUUGUACUAGAUAGGAUUGAUGCUAUGUAUGAAGCUCGCCACCUUCCCUCGCUCCGAAGGAUUAAACAAGACAUUGUGGAUGUCUGGAAUAUUAAAGACGAGCAACGAAACUUGAUCGGAGUCGAUAACGUAGACUGCAUCAAAGCUAUAUUACGAAGUCGACAAAGAGAGGCCGACCUUACUUGA